UGCAAAACUCCCAUCUCAUCGUUGGUUUUAUUUAUAUGUGUUAUUAAAAAAACUAGCUGUUGCUUUGGAUCAAUCAAAGUGCUGAUAAUUUGCUUUCUCCUCUUGCUUCGGCCUUCACUUCUGUGAUAUGGGUGUCUAUGAUUUCUUGGUGAUCACCAUUUUUAUGGGGUUGAUCACCUACCAAGCUGAUCAGGCUGUGAGUUCUCAGAACCUGCCAUGCAACACAAAUGAUAUGAGGGCAUUACAGGAUUUCAUGAGAGGUUUGAAGACGGUGAUCGAUGGAUGGAGCACCAAUUUCUCUUCUGAUUGCUGUAAAUGGACAGGCAUCACAUGCAAUUCCUCAUCAUCUUUGGAAAUGGACAAUCCUAAUGAUCAUAUUGGUAUAGUGAAGUUGGAGCUUGGGGAUAAAAGAAUAACAGGAAAACUCUCUGAAUCGUUAGGCACUCUGUAUCAGCUUACAACCCUCAAUCUCUCCAACAAUUUAAUUGAAGGCACACUUCCACUUUCACUGUUCCAUUUGCAAGCUUUACAUGUUCUAGACUUGAGCCGCAAUUAUCUUUCUGGCUCUGUUCCUGCUACAAUCAAUUUACCUUCAAUCUGGACCAUUGACCUUUCUGAAAAUUGCUUAAAUGGAAGCCUUCCGGUUAGUAUCUGUGACAACUCUUCUACACUACGUAUAUUUAAUUUCUCAUAUAACUACUUCUCUGGUGAUAUUCCUAUGGAAUUAGGAAAUUGCACUUCGUUAAAUGAACUAUCUCUCAACAUGAAUGAUCUCACGGGCGGUAUAUCUGAAGGUAUAUUUGGCCUGAGAAACUUGACUUUAUUAAACCUUCAAGGCAACAAGUUUUCAGGGCCACUAAGCAAAGGAAUCUGCAACCUUACUAACCUUGUUUUCUUAGAUAUUUCCUUAAAUGGGUUUACUGGGAAUAUCCCCAAUGUAUUUCACAGCUGUGUAAAGCUACAAUCUUUUGUAGCUCAUUCAAAUAGGUUAACUGGUUUUAUACCUUCCUCAUUGUCAAACUCACCUACUCUCACUUUGUUAAAUAUGAGAAACAAUUCCUUGGAGGGUUCAAUAGAUCUUAAUUGCUCUGCAAUGGCUAGUUUGACCUCUCUUGAUUUAGGUUCAAAUAUGUUUAGUGGGCCUAUUCCUGAUAACCUUCCCUCUUGUAAACGUUUAAAUAGUAUAAAUCUGUCACGGAUUAACUUUGGAAGCCUACUACCAGAAAGUUUCAAGGAUUUCCAUAGUCUCUCAUGCCUCUUUCUUUCAAAUUCCUCCAUCUCCAAUCUUUCUUCUGCGCUCAGAAUCUUAGAGCAGUGUCAAAAUCUUACCACUUUGGUCCUUUCCCUAAACUUCCAAAACGAAGAGUUGCCCACCAAUCCCACUCUGCAUUUCCAUAAGGUCAAGGUUCUUGUUAUUGCAAAUUGUAGACUCACAGGUUCAAUACCUGAAUGGUUAAGUCAUAGCAGCCAGUUGCAGCUGUUGGAUAUGUCUUGGAACCGCUUGAAAGGAAAAGUUCCUGUCUGGAUUGGCCAUUUUGAGUUCCUAUUUUACAUGGACUUGUCAAACAACUCAUUGUCUGGAGAGAUACCCAAAAGUUUAACAGGAUUAAGAAGCCUUAUUGACAGGAAUAUUCCAUUGGAGAAACUUUGCUCAGAUUUUCCUUUAUUCAUGAAGAGGAAUGUAACUGCUGGAGGAUUCCGGUAUAAUCGACUCUGGAGCUUUCCACUCACUCUGGACCUAAGUUACAAUAAUCUUAGUGGAACCAUCUGGCAAGAGUUUGGGAAUCUGAGCAAGCUACAAGUUUUUGACUUAAAGGUCAACAAGAUAUCAGGACCAAUCCCGAGUAAUUUGUCAGGAAUGACCAGCUUAGAGACUUUGGAUUUGUCCCAUAACAAGCUUUCAGGGACACUACCACCUUCGUUGGUAAAACUGAGCUUUCUGUCCAAGUUUAAUGUUGCAGACAAUCAAUUAUAUGGGGAGAUCCCUUCAGGAGGCCAGUUUUCAACCUUCCCAGAUUCAAGCUUUCAAGGAAAUAAUCUCUGCGGUGAUCAUGUUUCUCCUUGUGAAUCAAAUGAUCAACUUCCUAGUUGGCUGCCCAAGGAAUCAAGCAGAUCAAACAGUAUUAUAGACAAUGGUUUUUUCCUUGCAAUGGCUAUUGGAUUUGCAUUUGGGCUUUUUAUCAGUAUUUUUAUAUACAACAUCAGGGAAAUUAAGCCCCUGUUGAACCUUUCUUUGUAAAACCACCUUUACUUUUUCAAAAUAUUACUGCCAAUGGUUGAUGCAGUAAAGUAGAUUUCCAAUCAUAUUGAUCUCCAGGCCAAGAAGAGAUCUCAUAUUGAUCUUUAGA
This is a messenger RNA of Ziziphus jujuba (common jujube), 2348 nucleotides long. RefSeq names its product phytosulfokine receptor 1. The record is from RefSeq and is a predicted model, not a curated record. Gene Ontology annotation, molecular function: protein binding. The transcript has a single exon. NCBI's taxonomy places the organism in Eukaryota, Viridiplantae, Streptophyta, Magnoliopsida, Rosales, Rhamnaceae. The coding region runs from base 128 to 2239 and encodes 703 amino acids.